AUGGCGCUGGAGGAGACCCAAAACAAUGGGUCCGCCGUAGCGGUAGGCCCCAAGGAAAAUGGCCCCCCACCCCUGAAGCAGCAACCACCCCUGCAAGGUCAGGCGCAGAUCCAACCGUCGACAUCGAACGAAAAGCUGAACAACAUCGUCAACGGUGGUGGUGGUGGUGCCGCUGCGGAAAAGUCACGAUCCAACAACAAACAGAAUGACACAAACACAGCGUUCCUGCGGGCAGCUCGAGCGGGCGAUCUUCAGAAGCUCAUAGAGUACCUCGAAACAGGUCAGGUGACCGACAUCAACACGUGCAAUACGAACGGUCUCAACGCACUGCACCUUGCGGCUAAGGACGGCCAUUACGAUAUCGUCAACGAGUUGCUGAAACGUGGAGCUCUCGUCGACAACGCCACUAAGAAGGGAAACACGGCACUCCACAUCGCAUCGUUGGCAGGCCAGAAGGAUAUCAUACAGCUGCUGCUACAGUACAACGCGUCGGUGAACGUACAGUCCCAGAAUGGCUUUACACCACUGUACAUGGCCGCGCAGGAAAACCACGACGAGUGUGUAAAUUAUCUACUCGCAAAGGGUGCUAAUCCGGCGCUCGCCACAGAGGAUGGUUUCACGCCGCUGGCCGUGGCGAUGCAGCAAGGUCACGAUAAAGUAGUAGCCGUGCUGCUUGAGAGUGACACUCGCGGAAAGGUGCGAUUACCAGCGCUGCAUAUAGCAGCUAAAAAGGAUGACGUCAAGGCGGCGAAGCUGCUGUUGGAGAACGAGCAUAAUCCGGAUGUAUCAUCGAAGAGUGGCUUUACCCCACUGCACAUCGCCGCCCACUACGGCAACAUAAACGUCGCCCAACUGCUGAUCGAGAAAGGUGCCGACGUUAAUUUCACCGCCAAGCACAAUAUCACACCGUUGCACGUGGCCUGCAAGUGGGGUAAACUGAACAUGGUGCGGCUGCUGAUUGAGAAACAUGGCCGCAUCGACAGUAUCACCCGAGACGGAUUGACGCCAUUGCACUGUGCCGCACGUUCCGGUCAUGAUCAGGUGAUCGAGGUGUUGCUGGAGCACGGUGCGGAGAUCAUUUCCAAAACCAAAAACGGUCUUGCCCCGUUGCACAUGGCAGCCCAGGGUGAACAUGUUAGUGCGGCACGCAUUCUGCUGAUGAACAAGUCCCCUGUCGACGACAUAACGAUCGACUAUUUGACCGCCCUGCACGUCGCCGCCCACUGUGGUCACGUGAAGGUGGCGAAGCUGUUGCUGGACCGAAAUGCGGAUCCAAAUGCGCGCGCCCUAAACGGUUUCACGCCACUGCAUAUCGCCUGCAAGAAGAACCGCAUAAAGGUGGUAGAACUGUUGCUGAAUCAUGGUGCAACGAUCGGGGCAACGACGGAGAGCGGUCUGACGCCACUGCACGUGGCCAGCUUCAUGGGAUGCAUGAACAUUGUCAUAUACCUGCUGCAGCACGAUGCCAGCCCGGAUAUUCCGACCGUGCGAGGUGAGACGCCACUCCAUCUGGCGGCACGGGCUAAGCAAACGGACAUCAUUCGCAUUCUGCUACGAAACGGGGCCUACGUGAAUGCACAAGCACGCGAAGAUCAGACACCUCUCCAUGUUGCGUCACGGAUCGGUAACAUGGAGAUCGUGAUGUUGCUGCUGCAGCACGGCGCCAAGAUCGAUGCCGUUACCAAGGACAACUACACGCCGCUGCACAUCGCAGCUAAGGAGGGUCAGGACGAAGUAGCAUCCCUGCUGCUGGACAACGAAGCCAAUGUCGAGGCGGUGACAAAGAAGGGCUUUACGCCGCUUCACCUUGCCGCCAAGUAUGGCAACCUCAAGUGUGCCCAGUUGCUGCUGGAACGAGGUGCCCAAGUCGACGUGCAGGGUAAGAAUGGUGUGACGCCUCUGCACGUCGCUAGCCACUACGACCACCAGAAGGUGGCUCUACUGCUUCUCGAGAAGGGUGCAUCGCCGUACUCGCCGGCUAAAAACGGCCACACGCCACUGCAUAUCGCUUCGAAGAAGAACCAGCUGAACAUCGCCACCACGCUGCUCGAGUACAAGGCGGACGCAAACGCGGAAAGCAAAACGGGCUUCACGCCGUUACACCUGUCCGCCCAGGAAGGCCACAGUGAUAUGGCUCGGGUGCUGCUGAACAACGGUGCCGAUCCGAACCAUGCCGCCAAGAACGGGCUAACACCGUUGCAUCUGUGCGCGCAGGAAGAUCACGUAACGAUCGCAGAAACGUUGCUCGAUCACAAGGCACGUAUCGAUCCGGUUACGAAGACUGGCUUUACGCCGCUGCACGUGGCUGCCCACUUCGGUCAGGCUGGUAUGGUGAAGUAUCUGAUCGAGAACGACGCAAAUAUCGAGAUGAAAACGAACAUUGGCCACACGCCGUUGCAUCAGGCCGCCCAGCAGGGUCACACACUGAUCAUCAACAUUUUGCUGAAGAACAAGGCCAACCCGGAAGCCGUCACGAACGGCGGCCAGACGGCACUUUCGAUCGCGGACAAGCUGGGAUACAUCACGGUUGUGGAAACGCUGAAGGUGGUCACGGAAACAAGCGUCACGCAGACGGUGGAUGAGAAGUUCAAGAUCGUCGGACCGGAAACCAUCCACGAGACGUUCCUCUCCGAUUCGGAAGACGAAGGGCCCGAAGGAGGCACACCGCCCCCAGCGACCGCCGUGAAAGCCCUAUUGCAGGCGCAGCAAUUGUACGGUGGCAGCGGUGCUAUCAAGUACUAUCAAUCGCAAAUGCGUUACACACGUGAGGAUCCGAUCAUGUCCGACCAGCAGCAGUACAACUAUAUGACGAGCGACGAGAACAAGCAGUUUGACGAUACAAACCUCACCAACAUGAGCAUCGAUCCGUUGAAGGACGAUAAGUACCUGGAGAAGAUCAUCUCUCGGGCCGAGAACUACACCGUGUCGGCCAUGGAUCGCUCCCAUACGCCCAACCCGCUUGACAUCACCGUGACGGACAAUGUUAACAUCACCCGCAAACCGAUCCACCUUGGAUCGCAAAGCAGCGAUGCGCUGUCGUUGACAAUCGACCGAUUAGCCAAAUUGUACUGUGGUUAUCAGAAAAAGUUUGUUCCGAUGUGUAGGGAAAGAUUUUUGGUGUCCUUCCUCGUCGACGCCCGUGGUGGUGCUAUGCGUGGUUGCCGUCACAGUGGUGUACGAGUGAUCGUACCUCCACGAUCGGCAGCACAACCAACGAGAAUCACGUGUCGUUACGUAAAGCCCUCAUCGCAACGCGUCAUAAACGGACCACCGCUGAUGGAAGGUGAGGCUCUGGUAAGCCGCAUUCUCGAGCUGGCCCCGGUUGGCGCCAAGUUCCUUGGGCCCGUCAUCCUCGAGGUGCCACACUUUGCAUCAUUACGCGAAAAGGAGCGCGAAAUCAUCAUCCUGCGCUCCGAUAACGGGGAAACCUGGCGCGAGCAUACACUCUACGACAGCGAAGAAGCCAUCCACGAGGUGCUGAAUGAAACGUUCAAGGGCGAUACGCUGAACUUCCUGGAGGAUCUUCACACGAACCGCAUCACACGCGUCGUAACCAAUGAUUUCCCGCACUAUUUCUCAGUUGUGUCUCGCAUACGGCAGGAAGUGCACGCAAUCGGACCGGAAGGUGGAACAGUUUCCGCUUCAGCUGUACCGCAAGUACAGGCCAUCUUCCCGCAGAAUGCGCUCACGAAGAAGAUACGCGUUGGACUGCAGGCCCAACCGAUCGAUAUGAAUACCACGGCGAAUCUGCUUGGACGUAGCGUGGCGGUGUCCCCAGUCGUUACGGUGGAGCCACGUCGUCGUAAAUUCCACAAGGCGAUCACGCUCAGCAUGCCUGCACCGAAGGCGUACAAUUCGGGUAUGAUCAAUCAGUAUUCGGGCAAUGCGCCGACAUUACGUCUGCUGUGUUCGAUCACCGGUGGCCAGAACAAGGCCGUUUGGGAGGAUGUGACCGGAUCGACGCCACUCACAUUCGUGAAUGAUUGCGUUUCCUUCACGACAACCGUGUCGGCCCGGUUCUGGUUGAUGGACUGUCGCAACAUCAGCGAAGCGACGAAGAUGGCCACAGAGCUGUACUCGCAGAUGGCGCAUGUCCCAUUCAUGGUGAAGUUUGUUGUGUUUGCGAAACGCGUCGAUCAGAGCGAGGCGAAGCUGAGCGUCUUCUGCAUGACGGACGACAAGGAGGACAAAACGCUCGAGCAUCAGGAACACUUUACGGAGAUAGCGAAAUCUCGGGACAUCGAGGUGUGCGAAGGACGCACGAUCUAUCUCGAGUUCGCGGGCAACCUUGUUCCGGUGAUGAAAUCAGGCGAACAGCUCGCUCUGCAGUUCAGCGCGUUCAAAGAAAACCGUCUAACGUUCACGGUAAGAAUCAAAAACAGUCUGGACGAUCUGCUGGGACGCAUCUCGUUCAUGAACGAACCGAAGGUAGCAAAGGGCGAACCGAUUCAGACGCCCCUUUGCACGCUCAACUUUACGAUCCCGUCCGAGAAGUUUAGUUUGGGUGGAGACGAGCUGGAGACGACCUCCGAGUUUGACCAGAGCUCGACGGAGGUGUUGAAUAGCGAACAGCAGGCCAUCAUCGCCGCCGCCAACCGGGGCAAGACGCUGAAUUUCACUUUCCAAAAUGGUGACGCAACCGGGGACAUACACAAGGCAGACAUCAAGAUCACGGACAUCUGCAAUCUUCUCGGUUCCGACUGGCCAUUGUUGGCGGACGAACUUGACAUCGCUCCGUCGGACGUGGAGUUGAUCCGAGCGGAAUAUCCCAACGAUGAGGCCCAGCAGUCGGUCGUGAUGUUGCGGUUGUGGUUGCGCCAGGCCGGCAAGGAUGCGACUGGCAAUGUGCUAGAGCAGGCCCUAAUCAAAAUCAACCGGCCCGACAUUGUGAACAAAUCGAUCACAAAUUUGGAACCGGUGACAGAUGAGUACGAGCGUCGCGUGGCGCAGCGCCAGAUCGGUUCGAUGAACGGACUCGAUGAAAUCGAUCCUGCGAAGGUAAACGGAGUUGGAAACGGCAUGUUACAUGAAUCCGGACACGAACAGACCGAAGAAAAGCAGGAACACGAGGCAGUAGAGAAGCACAAACAGUCACCAACGAAUAACGACUCGCCGACGGAUUCGGUGUCGCCGGAUAACACGGAAGCGUUCCAGCAGAUUCGCCGUGAGAGCGAAAUCCUUGGAAUAGCUGCGAUGAAAAAGGAAGACCUCUCGACUCCGCCGCCCAGUCCGGCUGAUUUCAGUACGCAAGUCAGCCAGAACAGCAGCCAGGCGGGUGUCGACGACGGGCGCAACGACGCAGUUGCCGAGGACGUACAAGAAAUCAUUCAGCAGGCCAUCAAAGACCAUGACACGCAUGACGAGGACGAGGAAGACGAUGCUGCGGUGGCGGUGGGACCGGCUGGUAGCGAAUCGAUGCCGGUCAGCGAUCGAGAUGAAGACUCCGAAGGGUUCGAGGUGGACCUGGAGACGGACAAGAGUGGCAUGGUGCGAACGAUCAAGAAACACUCCAAGGUCAACAUCAAGAUCAACAAAACAGUCGCCCAGCGACCGAACGUGGGUGACAUAGAGUGGGAAACGCCGGAACCGGAACCACGCCAACCACAAAUUGAGAUCUCCUCCUUGAACCUGGAGGACGUUUCGAACGAUCGGCGCUACAGUUUGGAUCACAUUGAUCCCGUGGCCGAAGGACUCUCCGUCGGUGGUAGUACCCGGGCGUACGAAAAAUCUCUCUCGACUCCCGGCGAUUCCGCCCAGAAGAAAUCGGAACAGAUCGUCAUCAUAUCGUCCGAUAACAACAUCUCUGAGGUACCGGCCGACUACUCCGGUGACAUCGACGAAUUCAUCUUCGUGCAAACGUCUCCCGAAAACUUCGCCAAGAUGGAGAAGGAACAAGCCGCAGGUGGUGUGGUCACGGACGAAGACGACAACAGCAACCUAGUGAUCAUAACGGAGGAGCAUUAUGACUACGAGCUAACGAGCGAUGACGAUCGGCGUUCGUCGAGCAUGCUGGAGGAUCCUUCUCCACCCGAGGAAAAGGACCUCGAAGGAUACACAGUGGCACCGUCCUCUGAGCCAAACACUGGCACGCAGAAACGCUUCAUUGUGGGUGGCAGCAGUAGUUCAGAGAGCGAAGAAGACCCGCAACAACGGCACCAGCGAGAGCACGCGUCCUCCAUCGGACGGCGCACGGUUCGGACAAAACCGGUGCCCACAGGGCUUACGAUUACCGAGGACGAAACGGUCGUGUUGAAGGGCAACGCCAGCCCGUCGAUAAUCGUCAACCAGCCGCCACCGCCACCGGGCCAGCCACCCUCCAGUAGCACCAGCAACAACUUCUCCAUCCGUACGGGACCGGGAUCGUCGAGUGGGUCAGAUGUGGCCUUGCACGAAACUGCGGGCGAGCUGAGCGAUGACGAUGAAACAGGUAAUGCCAACAGCAACCAGCCCGCGGUCCCCAAAAGCGACCGCCCCGGUGACAAACCGGAACCGGACACGGCAUUAGCCGACGAAUCGCACCCUCCGUCGAUCGUCUCCGCGUCCGGUGUGGCGGUGAUCGUGACCCAAGUGUCCAGCGAGCUGAUCGACGAUGAAGAACCGCCACAGGUGGUGGAAGAUAUGUUGGUCGAUCUUGCUUACGGUGACGGUGACGAUGGCGAACAGGAGGCGAUCGUAGCUAACAGCGAUAGCACUGAUAUACGUAGCACCGGUGGUGGCUCUGUACUUGUCGAAAUGGAAUCGGGCCUGGCGGAAAACAGUACCGAAAUUAAAAACUAUCUUGUUCAGAACAACGACCAGCUGGCAGGUAUGGAGCCAAGCGAACCGCCAAUGGAACCCACAACCCAGUUCAGCAACGGAACCAAUCGAACGGAGACAAACACCUUCGUGGAUGAGUCGGACGAUGGAACCGUCCGCACUACAAUCAUUACCACAACGACGACGCUGAACACGACCGGGGACGAGUUGCCGGAGGAUCUGGAGGAGCAGCUACUGAAGCAGCUACGAGACCAGCAGUUGCUGCAGGAACAGCGAGAGCAGCAGCAGCAGCAGCAACACCAACCGGUGAUAAUAACGACAACCACCUCCGAGGAAGACCCGGAAACGGGCCUAGAGACAACGUCCACCUCAACGACGCGGACAACCACGACGACCAAAACCAUCACGCUAACACCCGAUGGCGACUUCCCGGAGGAUGAGCUGCUGCAGAAGAUUACGACAACCACAACGCACACCUCCCAGCAGAACGUACCAGAAAUGUUGAAGGAAACGACCGUCACCGUGACGGAAAUGGUCGAUGGGCGAACGCUAGACGGGGCCGCGAAAGCACUCAACAAUAUAGUAGACGACUUCAUGAACCAGGAGCGUAGAAAUUAAGCGUAUGUCACGUUGUUGUAAGUGUUUCUCUUCUCUAGCACGUAGCGUCGCAACACUCGGUGCGUUUGUCGAUCGGUUCAUCGUGGGCCAUCGCGGUAACAUGAUCGCUGAUUUCGGUCAGCAUUACAUAGGUCUAUCCAGGGUUUCCUAAUGCGCUGUCGGGUUUGUAUGCACAAACCUAUCAAAUGCACCCGGUGCGGGUUAAACAAGUAGCCUACCGCCCUUUCCGUCAGUUAUCUAGCCUGCCCAACUCAUCCAGGCUCGUUGUUCACAUACUUUUCGGCAGAGCCCCCGAUUUUCGGGUGAACGAGAGGACCACAACGAAAAACUUGCUCCACGGAUUCCACGGAGAACUUUUCAACUCUUUCUUCAAGAAACAAGAGUUGUAAAACCGCAAUCAUAAGUACACAGUACCCGGUGGUGGGUCUGCACUGGGGUCCAGAGAUGGUUGUUUCACAUCGGAACGCUUCGAUACGGUGAACAACGGAUCGUUUCGGCAAAGAUUAGAGGACGCGCUCACGUGAUGGGAUGUUACAAUGAUGAUGAGCGGUGAAACCACGUGCUCUAUCCCGUUUGUAGGCGAUGAAAUAGAGAUCUAACAGAAUAAACACACCCACUCACGCCAGCAUAAAUGGAAUUAAGCUUAACGUACAAAACUUCAUGCAAAACGAAUGCGCGUUGUCAGAACACUAGUGAACGUAGCGGAAAGUCAUUCGAGACAGCAUUGUGAACCAUGCGAAUACAAAACUCUAGUUAGUCGAGCACACAAAGAUUCAGAACCUAACAAAAACGUAAAUCCACGAGCGGGCAUAUUCAUAUACAUAUUUAUCUUUAACUUUAAGACAUACCAUGUUUCAAGCACAUAAUGCUAAGGAGUUGAAGGGAAGUAAAGAGUGACGUGUGAGUGACUGCAUCGCCCUUCAGAAAAGCUGCACUCCUGCUGGAAGUUGCGUAGAUUCAGGCUAGAAAUUCGACGUACCCGCAACACACUAGCGCUAUAGAUUAGAAGCCAUCGCCACGAUCGAACAAGACGACAGGGCAUUAUUAGGCGUUCCGCUGGCUCUGCGCAUUUAGGAGGAAUUCAAAUUUUGAGCAAAUAAUCGAAAAGCUUCACAUCAAAACUUUCCCGCUGCUGCAGGAAACAGCGUAGAAAUGAUUGUAUAAGAUAAAUUAUCGCUUCGCUUAUCGUUCGCGUCCUUGCGGCGGAAGAAAGAUAGUAUGUGGGUGUGUGGUGCUAGUUAGGCAUCAAACGAUUAACGUUGUGCUCAUGCUAGUAAGUGCAAGGUAAAUCUCAACGUACACGCUAGUGCAAGUGCAAGUGAAGGAUUUUUUUAAAGCACGUGUGUAAAACGUGCAACAUAGAGAGGGAUGUUUUUUUUUUUUAAUUUUAAAUUGUUUACUGUAUUUAUUCUGCGUGCUGUCUAGGUUUAGGCAUUCGACGAACGAAUUGCUUUGCAAUUUUUAGUGUUUGUUUUCCUUCUUAUUAUUAUGAUUAUGAUUAAUAUUAUUGCCCUGCACCUAACCCUUCUUUUACCAGUGAUUUCAAGCAUAAAUGGGCACACAGGGCAACCGAAUAUUUUCGUGUUUGCGUUUAUUUAAUUGUAAAGGUGUACCAAGUAAGAUUUCUGUUUCGUUGUACGUUAUCGCGCAAGUGGCUUUGAUUGUGAGCUCUAGGCAAUUGUCUAGCUACUGCUGGCUACUAUUUAUCUCAAUGUGCUGCAAAUGACGCUUCCUAACGCAGAAACUUUUCGGAAAUGUUUGCCCCUUUUGUGGAAAACGGCCGCGGAAAGGCGUACAAAAAAAAAGAUUGCAAAAUUACGCAAACUGCGAAGUACGGAAUAUAAGUUGACCAUUUUAUCAGAAGUAAUUUUUGAAUUCGUC
Molecule: messenger RNA, 9255 nt
Organism: Anopheles nili
Lineage: Eukaryota; Metazoa; Arthropoda; Insecta; Diptera; Culicidae
Product: ankyrin-3-like
Exons: 16
Coding region: 1-7374 (2457 amino acids)
Biological process (GO): signal transduction
Molecular function (GO): protein binding
Source: RefSeq, a predicted model, not a curated record